UAAUACCACUGCGCGUUGACAUCAAAAUUGGCACUCAUUUUCCAAAAUGUCUCGAUCAAUGCCUCAAUCAACUGUCCGGAAUCAAAUUCAAGAGGACUGGGCAAACAGGGAGUACAUCGAAAUUAUAACAACCAAUAUAAAAAAGAUAGCAGAUUUCCUCAACUCUUUUGAUACAUCAUGUAGAUCAAGACUAGCUGUUCUGAAUGAAAAAUUGACAGGACUGGAGAGAAGGAUAGAGUAUCUUGAAGCUAGAGUUACAAGAGGGGACACACUGGUCUGAAACUAGGAGGGCUACAAUAAUUCUAUAAACCAUCAAAGUGGCGGGAGGAAUAAUUCACAGAGGGAGGCUAUGGGCAUCACAGUAUGAAACAAGGCCACACCAGGGUCUACUAAAUGGUCAAUAGAGGUCAUCUCUGCGUAAUAAUAUUUAAAUCUAAAAAAAAAUCCUGUAACAAUUUUAAAAAGAUAGCUACUGACAAGAUUCCUCUUUAUCUCCUCCUCUCUAUCCCUUUCUCUUUCUCUCUCCCCACCUUCUUUCAAACACAACCGACCCUUGUUUGUACUGUUGAUUGGAAAGACCCCUACUGCCAUGAUGUAAUUUGUCUUGUAACUUGCCAAGGAGCUACAUGUACACAUGGAUGAUUCUUAUUAUACAUCAAGCCCGGCUCACACUAUGCGAUUCGUUGCGACACGAUUUUUCAAGAAAUCACACUUUGUAUCAAAUAUGACAGUUCCAAGAAGUAAAAUUAUUUUAUUUAAAGCUUGGCAUAAUGUUAGGAAUACUGAAAUCAUAUGUUUUCUUUGCAGCAAGCCCUGUGGUCGGAGUAAAGUCCAAAUCGGCUUCCAGUCGCAGCUGAUGAUGACGUCAUUACAAUUUGGAUUGAAUUCGUUUUUAUUCAUUCAGGGAGGCUCAAACUGGACUGAAUUUUGAUUUCAGUAGUCCUACCACUAUUCUGAACGCUGACCUGUGCAAUUUUAUUUUUUGGAAUGUCCAUAUCAAAUGUUAUCACCAUUUUCUUUGAAAUUCGGAUCGCAAGGAAUCGCAUAGUGUGAGCCGGGCUUUAGUUUAAUUUCUUUAUAAUUAUUUCACUUUGAUUGUAUAAACAAGAUUUAAAUACAUAUGUUGUAGUGCAUUUCCCCCAAAUUGAAUACAACUUUCAACUAAGGUUUUUUGAGCAAAAUAACUUAGUUGAAGUGUUCCUGUACUUAUUGAUUGACAAAUUUAUGUAUGAUAGUAAGGUUAAUACAAAAAUCUCAGAUUGUUUACUAUGAAUAGGGACAAUUUUGUUUGUACACUCAUGCAUGACCCGACAGAUUAUUCUUAUUCUCACACAAAAAGUAGUUGACUAGAAAUACACUUCAGGAGUCAGGACUAAAAAAAUUUGCUCAACCCUUUUAGUUAAAUUGAAUAAUGGCCUUUUUUUAUUUUGUGAAUGAAGAAGAAGAAAACACAAAAUACUUUGGUUGUAAAUGGCAAGUGUGAGCAAAUGUGAAUAGACAGCUCGGUCAGUAAUCGUUUGCAUUAUUGAAAAUGUAUGUAUAUAUAAAGGUACCUAUCUAUUAGUAUACAAUUUGUAUGUUACUUCUAUUUGUAUUUUAUAAAAGAGAUAUAUAUAUUUCGCAGAUAGUUGAGGCAAGAAGAAAGGAAUGAGCUUGAAUUAAUGAUACUAUUUCUAGUUCUCAUGUAUAUUACUGUAGAGUUUAGAUUGCAUGUUGGCAUACAAGUUUUGAAGAAUAUGCAUUUAUAUUUUUCAAUUUUUCUUGUAUUUAAUUACACAAUGUUCAACAAAGAACAAAUGUGUGUGUACAUGUACAAUGAUGUUGGCUAACUGAUAAAGCAAGCAAGCACACAAACAAACAAAAAGAAAACAUUUGCUGUAAAUUGCUGUAAAUUUAAAGUGCCGCCCAUAAACUAAAACUGAAUCUUUUGAGUAUCCAUGAACUACAUUUUUUUGGACAAUUGAAUGAUCUUUGUAUCUAUAAAAAGAAGAAGAUAAUUUUGGAAUGGAUUUUUAUGAUCUCUGUCCCUGAACCAUGUUCAGAAUAUUCUGUAAAAUGAUCAUUGCCAUGUGUCCUACAUGUAGAUUAAUUGAAUUAAUUUCAUCUAAAUGAAAAUCUAUCAAAAUAACCACAGAAAAAGUAGCCCAGAUAUGACCAUAAACAAGUAUUGCUUGCCUGUUAGUCUAUUAUUAUAGGAUGCAAUAAUAAAGGCCAAUCCUUUGAUUUGGUAUCAAUCUCUGGAACAUUUCAUGAAGCAAACAGUAUGGCCCGAAUAAAAAAUGGUGGUUUUUAAAGGUGUUUUUUUUUUUAAAGGGUGGACUCAUUAAUUCAAAACAGUGGACUAAUGAAUAAAAUAGCGUACUUAACCAUGGCAACAGGCGUCAAUUUGACGCACUGUGACAAAAGCGCGCAUCAGCACUGGACAUUUUUUAAUGUACGCGGUAAAUAAGUGUAAUUUAUACAGGAAAUCUGCAUAAACCAUGGGUUAAACCGAUGGUUUUAAAAACCACCUUUGUGAAUUUGGGCAUUUGUGAUUUUAACUGACUACUUAUAAGCAAAUGAAAUCCUUGCCUCUGAUUGGCUCAGAUUGAAUUCAGAUGUUUUAUGAAACACUCCCCUGAUCCCCACAGAUGUGAAGAUAGUCUCUCGUGAAAGAAAAAAAAAACGCAAAAAACAUUCGACCCUCACCCUGGUUACUUUUUACAGUUUUCAGGUGAUUUCUUUAAUUGUAACUGGUAAUAAAAACUCAAACUUAGAGCCAUUGUAUUUAUUAGGACUCAAUUCAUCAUAUUUUCCAUAUCAUCGAAAGGUAAUGUGUAUUGAAAGCAAAUCAUGUAAUUUUGAAAGUUUGUGGAGAGAACAGGAAAUGUCUCACGCUCACUUUCAUGUCACUUAUGAAUGUUGAAUAUUUAUGUAGAGUAUGGUAGAUUUUCUUAAUAAAAAAACACUUUGUAUAAAUUGCA
Messenger RNA from Lytechinus pictus (painted urchin), 2963 nucleotides. RefSeq names its product protein BRICK1-like. Bases 47 to 280 code for a protein of 77 amino acids. The record is from RefSeq and is a predicted model, not a curated record. NCBI's taxonomy places the organism in Eukaryota, Metazoa, Echinodermata, Echinoidea, Temnopleuroida, Toxopneustidae. Gene Ontology annotation, biological process: actin filament organization; regulation of actin polymerization or depolymerization; cell motility. Gene Ontology annotation, molecular function: protein-containing complex binding. Gene Ontology annotation, cellular component: SCAR complex. The transcript is spliced from 3 exons.